AUGAUUAUUAGAAUGAAAGGAAUAACAUUAGAUAGUAUUGGAUAUAAGAAUUGUAAUAUGUUGAUUUAUAAACAAGAAAUACAAGAAUGUAUUGAAUUUGAAAAAGGAUAUUAUUUAAAUUCAAAUAAAGAAUGUCAAUUAUUACCAGAUAAUUGUAUUGUAGGAUAUAAAACAUAUUGUUAUCAAUGUAAAGAAGGAUAUAUUAAAGAAAAUGGAGAAUGUAAAGAAAUUGAUAAUAAAUGUAAUAAAUCAGAAAGAAAUUAUUGUUUAAAAUGUUCAAAUGGAUAUAAAAUACAAAAUAAUCAAUGUAUUGGAGAUAAAGAAGAUCAAUGUUAUUAUGAAGGAAAUAAAUGUGUAUCAUGUUCAAAUAAAUAUACAUUAAAUAAUGGAAAAUGUUCAAAUAAAGAAAAGAAUCAAAAUGGAAAGAAUGAAGAAAUAUAUUGUGAAAAUGGAAAAUACAUCAAUAAUAAUAAAUGUAUAAAAUGUUCAAAAUCAGAAAUAUGUCAAACAAAUGAUAUUGAAAUAAAAUGUAAAUAUGAAGAAUAUUUAGAUAAUAAUAAAUGUAUAAAUAAAACAUGUGAAGAAAAUAUGAUAAAAGAUCAAAAUGGAAAAUGUAAUAAUAAUAUUUCAUAUUGUUUAAAUAAAUCAUAUGUUAAUGGAAAAUGUGUUGAAUGUUUAAAUACAUAUUCACCUAAUUUGAAGGGAGAAUGUAUUAAUACAAAAAUAGAAUAUUGUGAAGAACAAAAUGGAUAUGGAUGUAAAAGAUGUAAAGAAGGAUAUUAUUUAACAAAAGACAUGAAAUGUUUAAAAUGUGAUGAUAAAUGUGAAACAUGUUAUGGAACAUCUACAUAUUGUAUGAGUUGUUCUAAUGAUAAAUAUUUAAGAAAUGAUAAAACAUGUCAAUCAAAUAAAGAAUUAAAUGGAACAUGUUUACAAAUAUUAGCAGAUGGAAGUGGAUGUGGAAUAUGUAAGAAUGGAUAUUAUAGAAAUGGGAAAGGAUGUUCAAAAUGUGAAAAAGAAUGUUUAACAUGUAAUCAAAAAGAUAAAUGUAUAAUAUGUGGAGAAGGAUAUUUUAUGAGUUCAACAGGAAUAUGUAAAUCAACAACAACAAUUAAAGGAUGUAAAGGAGAAAUAGAUAAAGAAUAUGGAUGUAGAGAAUGUUUAACAGGAUAUUAUUUAAUAAAUAAAG
Entamoeba dispar SAW760 is the source of this 1189-nucleotide messenger RNA. RefSeq lists its product as uncharacterized. The transcript has a single exon. The annotation marks the transcript as partial. Lineage: Eukaryota; Evosea; Mastigamoebida; Endamoebidae. The record is from RefSeq and is a predicted model, not a curated record.